Molecule: messenger RNA, 2070 nt
Organism: Aphidius gifuensis
Lineage: Eukaryota; Metazoa; Arthropoda; Insecta; Hymenoptera; Braconidae
Product: J domain-containing protein DDB_G0295729-like
Exons: 2
Coding region: 1-2070 (689 amino acids)
Molecular function (GO): nucleic acid binding; zinc ion binding
Source: RefSeq, a predicted model, not a curated record
AUGAGCAGUAGACAAAGCCAAGAAAUCAAAAAUCAAAUUGACAAAGAAAUUCUAGAAAAAAGACCAUCACCAUUAGAAAACGUAACUAAAACGCAUGAACCAGAAUUAACCAAAGUUAUAAUUAACACCCCAAUAAAAGUCCAUAUUAAUUCGCCCGCAAUAAAUAUACAUCAUCAUAACGAUUCCAUUAUAACCAACGACGACGAUAAUUAUAACGACAACUACAGUAAUUAUAUUGCAAGAAAUACAACUUUGCCAGACAGCAACAGCAGUGACAGCAAGAGUGAAGCAUCAAUUGAACAAGAACAAGAAAUAUUGAUAGAAAACUUGGAAGAACAAUAUUGGGAAGACGAGCUUACUCAACAAGUUUUACAAGCACAAAAUCUGAUAGCUAAAAUUGAUCUCGAAAAUACAAAGCAAAAAGAAAAAGAGUUAAGAACAAGUCCAGUCGCAACUAAUAAUUUAAAUAAGGGAAAUAAGAACAACGAUAAUAAAAAUAAAGGUAAUCUUAAUAUCGAGCCCGAACAAAGAAUUCCAAUAAAUAACAAAAUGGCGGACGCAACAGCAAAAAGAUUGGCAGAGAUCCAAGAAACAACACAUCUCAUGACUCUUAUGAACAAAUUAUGUAAAAGUAUUUCCAAUUAUACAGGUAAAUCACAAGAACUCACAAGAUUCAGAAUAGAAUGUGAGGAAAGUCGAGACUAUGUGGGUAAGGACCUAGAAAAGAAUUUAGUUGAAAUGAUAGUACGUACCAAAGUAAGUAGAGAAGUACGUGAUGAUAUGACUAAAAAGAAAUUUGAAAGCAUUGAAGAUUUGAUGAAGUCACUCAGGGAAUUGAUAAGCAAAACCAAAAACGAAAAAGUGUUAAUCGGGGAAGCUUUCAAACUCGUUCAGAGAAAUAAUGAACCCAUAAGAAACUUCGUCAAAAGAAUUCGCGAAUGCACAAAUUUUAUUGAAGAAAUGCAUAUACCCGCAGAAAAUGAAAGACCAAAGCAAAUCAAAAAUGAAAUGAAAGAACUAGCAAAAGACGUACUAAGGUCGGGAAUCAAGCCUGAACUUGGUGAUUACAUAAACUGGUCUGAAGAUUAUGAAAAGAUUAUACAACAAGCAGCAGAGAGAGAGGAAGAAUUAGCCAGAAGGGCAACAUUAGGCAGAGAAGAAACUAAGAAAAGAACUUUCAAAGUUACCUUUUGCCAAUUAUGUCAAGAAAAAGACCACGUAGCACCACAAUGUAAAUUAGCUAAGCCUCAAAUAGCAGGGGACGAAAAACCUACGUCAUUUAAAGAAAUGAAGGUAUGCUUCAAGUGUAGACAAAAGGGACAUUUUGCAAGCGAAUGUACUCAAGAGUUUAUCACUUUGAAACAAUGCACAAAAUGUAAAAACCAUUCAGAACAAGAUUGUUGGAAAAAUAAGAAUCAACAAAAAUGCCAAUUGUGUGACAGUACGGAACACAUAGCAAAAAAUUGCCCAACAAUCGCGUCAAAACUAGAAAAUGACAAAGUAUGUCAGAUUUGCGACAUUAAAGGUCAUGACGCAAAAACCUGCUAUAAGAUUGGAAAUUAUGUCCGACCACAACAAAACUACGCAUCACCAACAUGCCAAUUAUGCGGAAUAAGGGGGCAUGCUGCAAGAAAUUGCGGAAUGCAACGAGAAAAUCAACAGCGUCCGCAAGUAAGAUUCAAUGAAAAACCAACACCAAUGUGGAAUCAACGCCCUACUUGCCAACUAUGUAAUAUAAUUGGUCACCAAGCAAAAGAUUGCAAUCAGCGACGACGGUCGAACAAUGGUUAUAAUAAUGGUUAUAAUAAUGGUUACAAUAAUGGUAAUAAUGGUAGCUAUUAUAAUGGUAAUAAAAAUGGCUACAAUAAUAAUUACACGAACGGUUAUAAUAAUGGUAAUAAUAUAGGUAAUAAUAAUGGUAACAUGAUUGGUAAUAAAUAUGCGGAUAAUAGAAAAGACGGUUCAAUUCGAGGGUGCGAUUUCUGCAAGGGUGAUGAUCAUAUAGAAAUGAAUUGUGUUAAGAAAAAAUUCCAACAAAGAGUGCAGGGAAACUUGCAACCGUCCCUCUAA